GGGGGAGCGCAUUCGCUUUGUUGUGCCGCGCGUAAAGAAGGCGGAGGUUUGCACGGGCUGGCGACGCUUCGGGGUGAAGAGUCGGUGCGGGGAGUCGGUCCUUUUGCCUCCGGCAGCAACUGGAGGGGCUCAAAUAAAUUUUAAUUAAAAAAUCAUUAAAUUUUCAAGGAUCCUGUUGCAAGGCUUCCAGGCGUCGCAGCAGCCCGGAGGAGACUCGAAGCGGCUCGCUUUGGGUUGGAAGGAGAGUCUCUCUCCGGCCCCCUUCGCCUCCAAGCCGGCUCGGUCGGUCCCGGGAUCAUCAUGACUGAAAUCACCGAGAAGGAGAACGAACCCCAGCACAGCCCGGACGCGCAGCAGACGCCGGGCACCGGCGGCUCCACUAGCCUGCAGGAGACGAAGCUACAGCGUUUCAAGCGCUCGCUCUCCCUCAAAACCAUCCUGCGGAGCAAAAGCGUGGAGAAUUUUUUCCUGCGUUCCAACAGCGAGUUCAAACUCCCCUCUGACGUCCUGCUCAGCCCCCCGGAUUCUGUGCCACCCCCCUCCCCACCGCCAGUGCCCACAGAGGGGGACCAUUCUCCCAGGGCAGCACCCAGGCCCCUUGCACCCCUCAAGCCCAUGAAAACGCACAGCUUCCAAGAGCACGUCUUCAAGAAACACAGUCCGUGUGAACUCUGCCACCAGCUCAUAGUAGGAAAUUCGAAACAGGGCCUGCGGUGCAAGACCUGCAAAGUCAGCGUUCACCUGUGGUGUUCAGAAGAAGUUUCACAUCAGCAGUGUUCGGGCAAAACACAGGCUACCUCCUUCCGACGCAAUCUCAGCUCUCCUAUGCUGGUACACGAGCCGCAGCCACAGCCAGGGGUCACCAAGGAAGCUCCCCCAGCAGCAGGCCCCAGUGGGAAAGUGGAUCCUGUUUACGAGACCUUGCGUUACGGAACAUCGUUGGCCCAUUUGAAUCGUUCCAGUUUCAGCAGCACCUCGGAGUCACCCACCAAGAGUCUGAACGAGAAAGAAGAAGCGGCUGAGGACACAGAAGGUGGCAGGCAGAUGACUGAGGAAAAUCAGGUUGAUAACGUGUUCGCCACGCCAGCAGAGGGCGAAGGUACCACGUCAGAAGAGAAGAGCCCAGGGCAGCAGACAGCUCGGGGCUCAGUCCGCAAGGAAGUCGCUCCUAUGUACUCGUACGUCGCUCUCUACAAGUUUCUGCCUCAGGAGAACAACGACCUGCCCCUGAAGCCUGGAGAUCGAAUCAUGCUGGUGGAUGACUCCAACGAGGACUGGUGGAAGGGGAAGUUGGGGGACCGCGUGGGCUUCUUCCCAGCCAAUUUUGUGCAACGGGUUCGUCCGGGCGAGACAGUCUGGAGGUGCUGCAAAACGUUCUUCGGCAACAAGGAGCAGGGGCAGCUGAGCCUGAAGGAAAGCCAGAUCUGCGUUGGUGUGGGAAAGACCAAAGAGAGCGAGGGCUUCAUCAAGGUGACGAGCGGCAAAAAGCGAGGGCUCGUUCCAGCCGACGUCCUAACAGAGAUUUGAAGACGGGACUAAGGAGCAAAGCAUGCUGGGAAAACGAGAGCUGUUAAGUGCGGGGAAAGAGCCACCCUCUUAAGCCCUGCCUUAUUGUAGCCCAUCCCAUCCCUGAGCACCUGGCUAAUCACUAUUUUCAUGGAAUCUUCUAGAUGGAUUGUGGAUGGCUUCGGGUUGGGGGGGGGAAGAGACUUGGGGGUGGGUUGGCUUGAAUGCCACUUUCUGUGUGCUCCUGCCUGUACCGCGUUGGACCUAGACACGUGGUUAAUGUCUCUUGCCCCAUUCUCUUUAGCUUGGGUACAGCACAUUUGUUUUUCCUGUAAUGGUGGUGCUGACCAAUCUGAGGCAUAUAAAGCGUGAGGGAGAUUUCCACAGCUGUCAUUCACCCCUCUUUCCCCAGUCCUCAGGCCACGCUUCCACAGCAGCAGAGGCCAGCAAUAGACACUGGCUUUAUCCUGUAGGGCUCUUUAUAUCUUGGCAUAAAGCUCUCCGCAUUCUGAGAUUCCCUAAAAAAAAAAAUCUUUGUCGCAUGUGGAAACGUGAAGGUCUUCUCCGGCCGAGGAGGCCACGUCGGUGUGUUGUGUCUGUCUGUGUGUUAGUUUUAAACUUUCAGGGCUCUCUUGUAUCUUUGUGUGUGUGGCAGUUGCUCAGAGCUGGUACAGCUUACCAGCCGAAAGAAAACAAUUCCGUCACUGCCUGGGCAAAAGUCCUCAUUACGGAGCCUGUUCCACUGCUGGCACCCAGAAAGCCUGUCAUUUGAAGAUUCCUUUUUCUUCCGACAUGAGGUGCCUCCAUUCCCGGCUCCUGGGAUCUCCCCGGAUGAUCUCUGUUUGCCUCUCCACCGUACAGUCACUGACUUGCCACAUGAACUGACGGCAACUUGGGUUGUUUUCUCAGGGACUUUCCUCAGCCUGAGGUAUUUUUGAACCGAGCUGAGAACGCCACCCCCUCACCCGCCGCGUUGCUUGUGUGAGGAGAUCAGAGACGCCGAUCGACCUGUCUUUUCCCUCACCUCCCUGGCAUGCUUCUGGCUACAUGUAGAUGUACUGCGGCUAAC
Messenger RNA from Heteronotia binoei (common prickly gecko), 2575 nucleotides. It is a transcript of the gene STAC2, whose product is annotated as SH3 and cysteine rich domain 2. Bases 301 to 1527 code for a protein of 408 amino acids. The record is from RefSeq and is a predicted model, not a curated record. NCBI's taxonomy places the organism in Eukaryota, Metazoa, Chordata, Lepidosauria, Squamata, Gekkonidae. The transcript is spliced from 11 exons. Gene Ontology annotation, molecular function: protein binding. Gene Ontology annotation, cellular component: extrinsic component of cytoplasmic side of plasma membrane. Gene Ontology annotation, biological process: skeletal muscle contraction; positive regulation of voltage-gated calcium channel activity; positive regulation of protein localization to plasma membrane.